AUGUCUGUCUUUACCGACGAGCGAUCCUCAGGAUCCAACGAUAGUCUUGAUGAUGUUGAAAUGCAGGAGGUCAGGGGAGAAAAAGAUGAUUAUGGACAUCAAAAAAUGAGACUGUUGUCGAAUAAGAGAAACAGCGUAUCACCCCAUAGAUCUUUAGAGUCAAGCGAGAAGUUGGAUGAUGUUGAAAUGCAAGGGAGAGAUGAUGAUUAUGGAGAUCAAGAUGGAUUGUUGUCAAGCGGAAAUCGAAAGGGUAAACGAACACUAGAGCCUGAAUUCGAAACAAAAUGGCAUCUAAGAACUCCUUGGGUGGUAUUUCUAUCAUUUUCGACAGCGAUAGCAACUAUCCUCACAAUGUGGAAGAUUGCAUCGUAUAUCACCUCUAAAGGUAACACAGUGAUUGACUAUCCGAAUCCAACAUCCAGCGGCUUCCGUAGGUCAGCAAGUGACUACGAAUUGAAUCCGAAUUGGGAUUUUGAUGCUUCCCCAAAAGUUCGUACAUAUCACUGGACCAUCAAAGAUAUCGAGGCAAAUCCAGACGGUGUUUUUCGACCAAUGAUCACCAUUAACUCGCAAUUUCCUGGUCCAAUGAUCGAAUGUAAUGAGGGAGAUGUUAUAAUUAUUGAUGUUGACAAUCAAGCCGUCAACGCUACAUCUAUACAUUUUCAUGGCAUCUUUCAAAAUGGAACCAACCAUAUGGAUGGUACUACAGGCAUAACACAAUGUCCUAUUGCACCAGGCAAUAAAUUUCGAUAUCAGUUCAACGUCACGGGUCAAUCUGGCACCUAUUACUACCAUGGACAUCAAGCUGUACAAAUUUCUGAUGGGCUAUACGGGCCACUGAUUAUCCAUUCUAAGAAAGAGAAGACUUUACAGCCAAUCUCAUAUUCUACAGAUCGGGUAAUCAUGCUCCAAGAUUAUUAUCAUGAGUUGAGUAGUGGGCUCACGAUGAAAAACCUUGAGCCUGAUAGUGAAGCCUCGCCGAUUCCUGACGGAGCACUAAUUAAUGGACUUAACAGCGUAGACUGUUCCGUUCUACCACAUCGAACAUGUGACAACUCGACAGCAAUUCUCCCUUCAUUCGAUUUAGCCGCCAAUGAAAAUCAUCGACUAAGAUUUAUCAAUACUGGCGCAUUCGCUUGGUUUCAAGUCGGCUUGGACGAGCACGAGUUUGCCAUCACUGAAGUUGAUGGAACGGACAUCAUGCCAUCAUACGAUACCCGCAUGAUGAUCAGUCCUGCACAACGCUACAGUAUGAUUGUGAAUACAAAUCGCAACUCGACGGAUGCAUUUUGGCUCAGAGCAAGAAUGGUAACUCAUUGCUGGAAAGAACCCAGUCUACCAGCCAAUGGAGCUGAUGAAGUUCGAGCCGUCAUCCGUUACACCGAUAGAGAUACACCUCAAACCAUGGCCUCUAAGCCAACUUCUCAAGAGUGGAAGAAGCCAAUCGAAACAUGGUGCAAAGACAUGAACACCACCAGUUUCAUACCCACCUCCUUUGAACCUGCCCCGCAAAUAGCAGAUCAUAGCUAUUUCAUCCGCGUAAAUCUUGAAAGACAUUAUUGGCGUCUCCAGCGAGGCUAUCUCAAUAGCUCUACUUUCCGCCCUCAAGUUCAUCAACCAACACUCCAUCGUACAAUCGAUGGUUUCUCAACCAUGAACGAAUCAUUUACAUCCAUGGCCCAGACCAAUGGCGUAAACUCGAUAUCUUAUAACCAGGAAAAUGACUAUUUGAUUCAGCAUUCCGGAGUCAAAGUCGUUGAUAUAAUCAUCCGAAACUUCGACGAAGGAAACCACCCUAUGCAUUUACACGGUCAUAAAGUCUGGAUUCUUGGCCAAGGACACGGUGACUUCCCCGGGUAUCAAGCUCUACACCUUCAACCAGAAGGUCGUGGUACAUUGCCAGGCCAUGAGCAUGCGUUAGACAAUUUAAUUAGAAGGGAUGUAGCAACUGUAGAAGGAUUCGGAUGGCUAGCUCUUCGAUUCGUGGCGGAUAAUCCAGGAGUAUGGGCGUUUCAUUGUCAUAUGAUGUGGCAUGGAGAAGCGGGCAUGGCUAUGCAAUUCAUGGAUCGAGUUGAUGAAGUCAUGAAGAUGCAGAUUCCGGAGGAGAACCAAAAACUGUGUCAAGCGAAUGUCAAGGAAUUGGAGAAGGGAGGUAUUCCUAAGGAUGAAAUUUGGUUUGGAUUCGGCCCAGAGGAUGAGUGA
Messenger RNA from Botrytis byssoidea, 2202 nucleotides. RefSeq lists its product as uncharacterized. The transcript has a single exon. The record is from RefSeq and is a predicted model, not a curated record. NCBI's taxonomy places the organism in Eukaryota, Fungi, Ascomycota, Leotiomycetes, Helotiales, Sclerotiniaceae. Gene Ontology annotation, molecular function: copper ion binding; oxidoreductase activity. Bases 1 to 2202 code for a protein of 733 amino acids.